Molecule: messenger RNA, 878 nt
Organism: Mustela erminea (ermine)
Lineage: Eukaryota; Metazoa; Chordata; Mammalia; Carnivora; Mustelidae
Gene: TPPP3
Product: tubulin polymerization promoting protein family member 3
Exons: 3
Coding region: 7-537 (176 amino acids)
Biological process (GO): microtubule bundle formation; positive regulation of protein polymerization; microtubule polymerization
Cellular component (GO): microtubule
Molecular function (GO): tubulin binding
Source: RefSeq, a predicted model, not a curated record
GGUGGCAUGGCAACGAGCACCGAUGUGGCUGGGCUGGAGGAAAGCUUCCGCAAAUUUGCCAUCCAUGGUGACCCCAAGGCCAGUGGGCAAGAGAUGAAUGGCAAGAACUGGGCCAAGCUAUGUAAGGACUGCAAGGUGGCUGACGGAAAGGCGGUAACAGGAACGGAUGUCGACAUCGUCUUCUCCAAAGUCAAGGGAAAGUCUGCUCGGGUUAUCAACUAUGAGGAGUUCAAGAAGGCCCUAGAAGAGCUGGCAAUGAAGCGAUUCAAAGGGAAGAGUAAGGAGGAAGCCUUUGAUGCUAUCUGCCAGCUGGUGGCAGGCAAGGAGCCAGCCAAUGUGGGAGUCACUAAAGCAAAGACAGGAGGUGCUGUGGAACGGCUGACCGACACCAGCAAGUACACAGGCUCCCAUAAGGAGCGCUUCGAUGAGAGCGGCAAGGGCAAGGGCAUUGCUGGGCGUCAGGACAUCCUGGAUGACAGCGGCUAUGUGAGUGCCUACAAGAAUGCGGGCACCUAUGAUGCCAAGGUCAAGAAGUGAGGCCUGGGAAGGCCCCCAGUGCGUCUGCCCCUAACAGAUGCUCAGGCCUGGGCCUAAAGGGCAUGUGGAGCAAGAGAGCCCUGUCCCCUCCCUGCUGGACCUACCACCCAGCGCUUUCUGCCCAGCCCCACUAGGACUCUCACCCAGACUGCUCUGCAUCCCCUUCCCCUUCCUCUUUCCUCCCUGACUUCAGCUAUCUGGGGAGAGUCUGUGCCUAUUGCCUCACUGCCCCAACCUAGCCCCAGGCAUGGCUAACCCCUGCGUGCUUGCCUCAUAUUUAAGCUGCUACUCUGGCCAAGUGCCUAAUUCUUACCCAGACCUCAAUAAAGACACCUUUUGUA